Molecule: messenger RNA, 8505 nt
Organism: Acinonyx jubatus (cheetah)
Lineage: Eukaryota; Metazoa; Chordata; Mammalia; Carnivora; Felidae
Gene: SPIRE1
Product: spire type actin nucleation factor 1
Exons: 18
Coding region: 3379-5349 (656 amino acids)
Biological process (GO): polar body extrusion after meiotic divisions; Golgi vesicle transport; cleavage furrow formation
Cellular component (GO): cell cortex; cytoplasmic vesicle membrane
Molecular function (GO): actin binding
Source: RefSeq, a predicted model, not a curated record
AGAGAGGAAGAGAAUUCCAAGCAGGUUCCACCUUGUCAGUGAACCAUGAGAUCAUGACCUGACCUGAGAUCGAGAGUCGGACACUUUACCAACUGAGUGAGCCACUCAGGCACCCCUAAUGCUUGAAUUAAUAUCGGCAGGGAAAAUUUUAAUCCAAAUCCACACUGUUUACAAAAAGAAACACAAUUUCCAUCAUCCUGUCCUCUAACACAGGAGUGUCAGGAAUGUGGCUUCUGUAUUGUCACUCCUGUCUGUUCCCAUGGCAAACCUUGCUAAUGGCUAUGGACACCUUCCACCCUGUACUUGCCCUCACAACUCUUCUGAAGAUGGUAAGACUGUCAUUACCAUCCAGUUUGAAUUGGCACAAAAGAUUAAACCUUUUUGCUAUAUAAAUUUUGUAUACGUAAAAUACACAAAGAUAAUACUUGAGUUUUGGUGGAACAUGCUGAAAUUAUUUUUUAGUGGAAAAUACUUGACCUUUAAUGAUUUUUGUUCAAUGAGAUGAUAUAAAGUUUAGUUAAUUAAGGUUGCUGAAUAGAAAGAAAAAUCACACUCUAAUAAUUAAAAUAUUUUUAAAACUUUCUUUUUAGAACAAGAUCAAUUUUGGUCACUCUAGAACAGGUUGGGAGGGUGUGGGGUCUGGACCAAACUUACUCCUAGAUUGGAGGGUGGCCAUGAUGAUGGUGAAGCCUGCCUUCAUGGGUGGACGACAAUCAGGGGUGUUCGUUCCACCAGCCAGGCCCCACGAAAUCCAUUUGCAGGACUUGCUCAUCUCAUGAGCAAGCAGAGCCAGAAAAGGUAGACAGUGAUACAGAUAAGAGCCAGUAAGUGGUCUAUGCUGGGAAAGUCUGGUAGUUGGUUUUAGUCACUGAUGUGAGGCCCAAGGGCUAGACUAUAAUCCCUAGGAAAGUGACUGGCAAUAAUAAGCCAAGGUUUUUUGUUUCUGUUUUUGUUUUUUUUAAAGAUAAGGGGUUUUAUUAUGGGAUCUAGGAUACAAAGUAAAGAGUGGGCCUCAAAAAUAAAGCAGAAGCCCAUAUUUCAGAAUUAAGAUAAAGUUGAGAUUUAUGGCAAAGAUAACUGGCAUGAAAGGUCACAGAGCCUGGCUUAGGGCAGAGUCUACAGAUAGGAGUUAGAAGUUCUCAAGAAAGGAGAGUCAGGUUCUGGAAGGGCCUGUCACAUAGACACUGUCUAUGAAUGAAGAGAUGGGUGACAUUUUUUCCAUAAGUGGUAUUAAGAUUAGAGGUUUUAUUCCUGACCAGGAUCAAAGUCAGUUACCUCUAAGAGCAACAUCAUGUUAUAGAAGCAAACAUGUGAUGCCUUUAUGCUUCUACACUUCUUUGAAAUAGUAAGAUUAUGCUUUAAGUUCUACAAAGUGUGAUUAAAUGUAUUGUUCAUAUUGAUUAGUCAAAGGAUUCUUUGUCCUAUUAAGAGGGCAUAAGGCUCACAUUAACAGCAUAUUUUUUUCUCUGUCUGCAUUUAUUAGUCAUGAUCAGUGAACAAAUAAACCAAAGUGAUACUUAGAAAGUUUGUUUUUAGUAUUUCCCACUAGUGUGGACUCUGUGCUUCACCUUUAGGCAUCCAUUGCUUCCCAGCCUCUCCCUUACUGAGCCAGGGGAGACUGUAGGACGACUAGUGGGUCAGCAGCCUGGGUAACUGGUCACAGUUCCUUGACCUUCAGUGAAUCAUUUAUCUCUAGAGCUUGAGCCUCCUCAGCUGUAAAAAUGAAGGUUUUACACUGGCAUUUACAAUGUGUUUCAACUACAUAAAGCGAAUGCUUUGGAUUAAUUUUAAGUAUUAAUGAGAUAUUUCAUUAAAAAUAAUUUAUUUUCUUGGAGUUUAAAAGAGCAUUGCAGGAGUUGGUUUGAAUGGCAUGUAUUUCUAGAAAUGUUCCGGGUAGUUUGGAUGGAUGCCUUUGGCUUUAGUGCAUUUCUGGUAGAGGUGUUCAGAGUAGUUCCACUGGUGAUAGCAUUUCCCUUGAGGUUGAUGUCUUAUAAAAGUAGAAUAUCUAAGUGAAGUUUUCAACCAGAGAUGUUCAGUGUAGAGAGAUGAAAAAUUAUAGUAACUAGAAUCAUUCAUAGAGUGCUGCCAGUCUUGGAAGGAGCACUUGAGAGGCAAGAUAAGACUGCCAAGGGCAUGCACUGGCAGUAAAAGGCAACCGUGUACGCUACCCUGAGGAGACAGGGAGGAGAGAGUUGGUGAGAGGGCGAGGACUGAACUCCUUCCUGUGAGUCACAUUUCAGAAAAGUUUAAUACAUUUAUGAAAGCUCAGCUGUGUUCUCUUUGGGCCAACACCGUGUGUAGACACACGGGAGACCCCUCGAACUUACAGGCCAAGGCACAGGAGAGGGCCCGUUAAAUUAUACCUAGGGAUCUGAGGGACCCAGUGGUCUGUUGACUUACAGUUUUUUGGGUUUGGAAGACAAGAGUCUUUCAGCUUAUUUCCUCCUUGGAGAGAAGGUCAAAGACUUAAAUGGCUCAUAUUAAGCUCAUAUUAAGUGUUUACUAUGAGACCUUCAGUCGGCUAAGCAGUUUAGUUGGAUUAUUACUUUUGAUCUUGACAACAACUCCAGGAGAUAGGUACUCUUCUUAGCCUCUGCCUUCUAAAUGGGAGACUAAAGUAUAGAGGCCUUAAACUUAGUCAGCAGCCCACCUGGGAUUCAAGCCCUAAGAGUCUGGCCUGGAGCCCUUGCUCUUAACCACUGUACUCCAUUACCUUGUGUUCAGUGGGCGAGUUCUGACUCUGGAACAUUCUGCAUGGGAUUCUCCUGUACACAGGGUAGCCUGGGGUCGGGUUUGAGAUGGUGAGAGCAUGUAAUAUUGCUUUGACUUUUUCAUGGUCUGUGUAUUCAUUUCCUGUAAGAAGUCAUCGCUAAUUUCGUAGCUUAAAACAACACAAAAUUAGCUUACAGUUCUGGAGGUCAGAAGUCUGAAAAUGGGUCUUGUGUGCUAAAAUCAAGGUAUUUUCAGGGCUAUAUUUCUUCUGGAGGCUGCAACGGAGAAUCUGGUCCUUGCCUCUUCCAACUUCUAGAGACUUUCCAUAUUCCUUUGCCUGUGUCCCCCUUCCUGCAUUCACAUGGCUUCAGUCUUUGCUUCUGUCAUCACAGCUCCUUCUUGGACUCUCCUGUCUCUCAUAAAGCUCUUUGUUACACUGGUCCUGCCUGGAUGGUCCAGCAUAAUCUCGCCAUCUCUAGAGCCUUAACUUAAUCACAGCUUCAGAAUCACCUUGCCAUGUAAAGUAGUAAAUUGGGAUACUCACAUUGUACAGAGACAGAGGUUAUUGAAUCUUUGGGAAUUGUUAUUUAUAAAGCACUGGACUAUGGUUUGAAGGAGAAUGAAGAAAGGGAGUUAAGCCCACCCCUAGAGCAGCUCAUUGAUCACAUGGCCAACACGGUCGAAGCUGAUGGCAGCAAUGAUGAGGGCUAUGAGGCUGCGGAUGAAGGCCUGGAAGAUGAAGAAGAUGAAAAGAGAAAAGUCUCAGCCAUCCGGUCAUAUAGAGAUGUCAUGAAGUUAUGUGCUGCUCAUCUGCCAACUGAAUCAGAGGCACCAAAUCAUUAUCAGGCAGUAUGUCGUGCACUGUUUGCAGAAACAAUGGAGCUGCAUACAUUUCUGACUAAAAUUAAGAGUGCAAAGGAGAAUCUUAAGAAGAUUCAAGAAAUGGAAAAGAGUGAUGAAUCUAACACAGACCUGGAAGACCUGAAAAAUGCUGACUGGGCUCGAUUCUGGGUACAGGUGAUGAGGGAUUUGCGGAAUGGAGUAAAACUUAAGAAGGUCCAAGAGCGGCAGUACAACCCUUUGCCCAUUGAAUAUCAGCUCACCCCGUAUGAGAUGCUAAUGGAUGACAUUCGAUCUAAAAGAUACACUUUGCGAAAAGUAAUGGUGAAUGGUGAUAUUCCCCCUCGGUUAAAAAAAAGUGCUCAUGAAAUCAUCCUGGACUUCAUCAGAUCAAGACCCCCUUUAAAUCCGGUCUCAGCCAGAAAACUGAAACCCACUCCACCACGGCCACGGAGCCUCCAUGAAAGAAUAUUAGAAGAAAUCAAAGCAGAAAGAAAGCUGCGGCCUGUCUCCCCAGAGGAAAUUAGACGGAGCAGAUUAGCAAUGCGGCCACUUAGCAUGUCUUACAGUUUUGACUUGUCAGAUGUAACUACUCCCGAAUCUCCAAAGAACGUUGUGGAAUCAUCAAUGGUGAAUGGAGGUUUAACAUCACAAACAAAAGAAAAUGGGUUGCGCGCUGCACAGCAGGUGCCUGUGCAGCGGAAGAAGCUCCUCAAAGCCCCAACUCUGGCUGAACUGGACAGCUCAGACUCUGAGGAGGAAACUCUGCACAGAUCAGCCAGUAGCAGCAGUGUGUCUCCCUCUUUCCUUGAAGAUCCCUCAGUAGAGGCUGUGUCCACGAGGAAGCAGCCUCCGAAAUUCUUGCCCAUAUCAUCAACACCCCAGCCAGAGAGACGGCAGCCACCCCAGAGACGACAUUCCAUUGAAAAGGAAACACCCACUAAUGUAAGACAGUUUUUGCCACCCUCCAAGCAGAGCUCCCGAUCUCUUGUUCCUAGGAUAACCAGUGUAUGGCCAAGGACGCCUUUCCGACCACUUUUUUCUACCAUACAAACAGCUUCUCUGCUCAGCUCUCAUCCUUUUGAAGCAGCCAUGUUUGGGGUAGCAGGGGCUAUGUAUUAUCUAUGUGAGAGAGCUUUUACCAGCAGGUGGAAAUCCUCAAAGGAGGAAUUCUGCUAUCCAGUGGAAUGCCUAGCUCUUACUGUGGAGGAAGUGAUGCAUAUUCGUCAGGUCCUGGUGAAGGCAGAGCUGGAAAAAUACCAACAGUAUAAAGAUGUCUACACCGCCCUGAAAAAAGGAAAGCUCUGCUUUUGUUGCCGAACCAGGAGAUUUUCCUUCUUCACCUGGUCUUAUACCUGUCAGUUCUGUAAGAGGCCCGUGUGUUCACAGUGUUGCAAAAAGAUGCGGCUGCCCUCUAAACCAUACUCCACUCUUCCCAUCUUUUCAUUGGGACCUUCUACCUUGCAAAGAGGGGAAAGUUGCAUGAGGCCAGAAAAAACCCCCACUGGCCACCAUCGCCCACUCCGGAGCAUUGCCAGGUUCUCCUCAAAAUCUAAGUCUGUGGACAAAUCAGAUGAAGAACUACAGUUUCCCAAAGAGUUGAUGGAGGACUGGAGUACUAUGGAGGUGUGCGUAGACUGCAAAAAGUUCAUUUCGGAAAUCAUCAGUUCGAGCCGGCGCAGCCUGGUGUUGGCCAACAAAAGAGCACGAUUAAAAAGGAAAACACAGUCUUUCUAUAUGUCCUCACCGGGCCCCUCAGAAUACUGCCCUUCAGAGAGGACUAUCAAUGAAAUCUGAGCCUGUGCCUUUCGGUUGCUUUGUGUUCAGAGUCGGCACUAGCGCGGGAGAAACACUGAGCUGCACUGUCUCCUUGCCGCGGUCUUAGUUAAUAGGCUUGAAUUCGCAUUAGAUCAGGUUUUUGCUGCGUCACGUUGUUCCACAGACUGAAUGCUGUGUUCAUAUCGAUUGAUGGUAUGUGACAGGUCAGCCGAUUGCUCCUUUGCACUGAGAGAUAACAAUAGUUUGAAACUUGCUUGUGUGUGUGUGUGUGUGUGUGUGUGUGUGUGUGUGUGUGGAUUUGGAGGCCAGAAACUUUUUCCUUAGUUCAGUUCCUUACUGUUCCCUCAGAUAAUUUCCUGACUAAGGCAAAAAGCUUCUCAUGUGAGAAAUCAGCCUCACAAAGGCAUCGAUGUCAGCACAGUCCUAAGCAGUAAGUCAUAUUGGCAUUUCCACCUGACAGUGUUCCUAUCUAAUGUACAUAGUGACCAGGCCCCGCCACACACCAGGUACCUGGAGUCGGGGCCAGGCUGCUCAUCAUCUCAUGGCACAAAACCUGGAAGGGUUUGCUCAUACUGUCAAACUGACUUUAAAUUAUUGUUGCUCUGAGAUAAAGACUCCGAGGGACUUCACGCCUGCAUUCUAGUGCAAAACAUCUGGAUAAGCCGUACACCCAAGUGGGUGACCGUUUUCCUCCAAGCUGCUGUGUUUGCCCCAGUGCAAUGGAUCAGUGUCUCCUGAGUGGGUGACAGGUUUUCAUUCCCUUUCUUGAAUGUAUUAUGGUUACUUGUAGUUUUGCAACAGAGGUCUAAAAAUUAAAGUUUUGUGGGAGUUUCAGGAGAAAGGAACGCCAAAAGUCUGUCAAGAAGUUGAGUGUGUUUUGGGUAACUAUGGGGAGGGUUGUGACCGCACAGGGUGCCAGCUAUUGCCACGCCACGGGGACUGAGCUGGAGCUCUUCCGUUUUCAGCUACAUUUUUCAUAACUUUAUAGUCUUAGCCAUCACGACUAAAUCAAGCCACAAUUUGGUAUCUAAGGUCUCAAAUUGAAAUUAAUUUAUUUUUAUAAAUGAAUUUUAAGGGAAAAAACAUUGUCUAAUUCUUUUAAAAUUACAAGAAAAUUAACCCACCAAUAGGCUUUUUGGAUGCUUUUUGCACAAGUUUUCCUUGUAAAUGACUGGAGUGAGUAGGGUGGGUUUUUGAUGAAGUAGGUUGGAGGAUGGCAUUAUAUACCUGAAAUUUCUCCGCUUGUUUGUCCCAUUCCAGGAGCUGUACUUUAUUAUUUUAGUAUGCUUAGAAAUGACCAAAUUGCCGUUGAUGUUUGGAAAAUCAGUGAAUGCACAUACGCAAUAAUUUCCUGAAAGCUAUAGGACACGCCUGUAGUCAGCACUGCAACAGCACCAUUACAUAAGAGGCAUGGCAGUCACAUUUCAUACCACAGCAGAGUAGAGUAACAUUUCUAUAUUAGAUUAACAGUAAUACCUCAGAACUGCUCUGGUAGUAGUUUUUAAUGGAUUGAAAUUUACAAUUUAGUAAAUGGCUUAAAAUUACUUAUACUUAACGAAAUAAACUUUACCAAUUGACUAAAAUAAUGCAUGUUAACAGUUCGUCUGUGUUUGCAUGUGAAAGUGGGCCACCAGAGAACUCUUAUUGAGUUUGCAAGUGUUUAAAUUAUUUUAAAGACUCUUGUGUAAGAGAUUUAAACAUUAUAUUGGGCAAAUCUAAUUUAUAACAUUUUCCAAGGGACUAUUUGGACUCUGUACCCCAGAAGGUUUGGUGGAAGCCAUGCCCUUUGAGGGCCCCAGGCUUGGACCUCUAAAUGACUACCAGGAAAAGGAACGGUAUGUGUAUACAUAUAUAGACAUGACCCAAGAUAGUGUGCUUUUUAAAAUAAUGACUAGUUUACUGCUGUUACUAAAACAUAAGAAACUAAGCCCCCCAAAUGAGAAAUUCGUUUACAUUCACAAGGCAGAUAUCUAGCCUCUCUCAAUCUUUGGCUUCACCUCUUCAGGUUUAUGAUACUGUAUGGGCUGAUUUAGGCAUGAUCACUCUUACCAGAGCAUUAGAAUGUAAAUCCUUCAGCAGUAUUAACGAGGUUUGUGAAAUGGAUGGUAUGUCUGCUUGAGACAGUUUGCAGAAAGUAGUGUAAGAAGAGGGCAUGUGGCACAGUUAAACUUGCAGACGUUGAAUUAACAUCACUUUUUGUUGCCAAAACAAUUUCUUACAUUUACCCUUUCCUUACCCAUGACAUGUACCCAUCACCUCGACUAAGUUAGGUAAUCUGCCGAGGGUGAUUCACCAACAGCUUGUGGAGCAUGGUUGCACCAUCCUUAGCCUAGUCUGACAUUAGGACUGCCUCCCUCUUCUUAACUACUAAAAUAACAUACCGUCACAGUGUUCCUUUUUUUUCCUGGUUUCCGGCCACUGGGCAUUUAUACCUGAUCCAGCAACAACAAAUUAUUGGCUAGCUGGUCUCAAAAGGAGCCUGGUGUGUCUGAGAGCUCGCACGCACACUGAAGCAGCCCUUGGUGCAUCCUCCAGCACCGUCCUUUUGUCCCAGACCGCACGAGCUUGCCCUGCUGGGAGGUGGUUCCUUCCCCACGGCCUAACUUUCUACCCAUGUCAGAGUGGUUAAGAAUGCUUGUAAAUAGUGUAAUAUAUUUAUUAAUAUUUGAAAGGCAUUCAUUCAGUGGACAAUGGGAAUUAACUCUCCCAGGGCAAGUAAAAAUUAAGUCAAAUAAUUGAUAUGUACAUUGACUUAACAGUCUUACUAGAUUUCAAGUCUUAAGCCUUUCAAAUUAAACCAGAAGUUUGUUAUGUAGGAGUUUUAAAAAUGAUCUUACUUUUGAGGAGACUGUGUGAUUAGCACCGUGAACUCAUACCAUGAAUUUUUUAAGGCUUUUAUUUUUCUAACUGUAUUAAUAAAUAUAGGACUGGAUUUUAGGUGCCACAGAGGAGACAUGAGCGUUUUAAAUUAUGUUGCUAUUUGCUAAAGCAAAAUGGCAGAAAAUUUUGUUCAUGCAAAACUGUACACUGACUGGACUUUGACCUGGCUUCCUGUGUGUAUAAAAGUCAAGGUAUUGCUGGCAUUCAGGGUGACAUAUUGGUACUAAACAUUUUCCAUUCAAGUCUUUUAUUUUAAAUAAGUUUAGGGAAAAAUAAAAUGGCUUUCCAUCAUAA